Messenger RNA from Eurytemora carolleeae, 1235 nucleotides. RefSeq names its product protein TsetseEP. Lineage: Eukaryota; Metazoa; Arthropoda; Copepoda; Calanoida; Temoridae. The coding region runs from base 54 to 1100 and encodes 348 amino acids. The transcript is spliced from 7 exons. The record is from RefSeq and is a predicted model, not a curated record.
UACAAUAAUGAACUCAGUAUUCAAACUCCAGCAGGGGUUCACGGACUUUAAGCAUGUGGCACUACUCCAACAUUUCAUUUGUCAUUUUGCUUUUGUUUCUUCAGAAAGGUACAGGAGCUCCUACCCAGGAGCAGCACCCUGAUCCAGCUUAUGAGCAGCAUACAGUUCCAGGUAGCCCUGACAACCCAAAUCCAAAUAGACCACACAAAGAUUCCAUUUCACCACCUUCCAAGAAUACAGCUCCAUUGCCAGCUCAUAAUGAAGUAAAAUCUCAAGCGCAUGAUGAUAAUGCUAAUAGAAAUGCAGCACCCUCCUCAAAGCCAGCUUCACAUGAAGCUUCUGGUAACGCAGCAGCUCCUUACAAGGACAAAGCUCCUGAACCAAAGCCAGCUCCAAAAGAAGCUACCGCUCCAUAUAAGGAAACAGCUACCAACCCUGAGCCUGCUCCGUAUAAAGCUCUUUCCCCAGCCCAUGAUGAAGCUCCUUACAAGGAAAGAUCUCCUAAUUCAGAAGCAGCUCCUUACAAGGAAGCUCCUAGCUCAGAAUCAGUUCCCUAUGAAGCUUCUCCCAAACCCUAUAAAGAAGCUCCUGCUUCAGAAUCAGCUCCAGUUAAAAAUGAGACAGCUCCUCACAUGGAUGCAAGUCCUCGCCCGGAAUCAGCUCCAUAUGAAGCUUCUCCCUUGCCCCAUGAUGAAGCUCCUUACAAAGAUCCAGCCCCUGCUACUGAACCAGUUCCAGCUAAAAAUGAGGCAGCUCCUUACCAGGAUGUAACUCUUCACCCAGAACCAGUUCCAUAUGAAGCUUCUCCUUCAGUUGAGCCUUCUAAUAAAGCAGCCGCUUCUUAUAGGGAGACCAAUAAUCCAACAAGAGCUGAUAUAACAACAGCAUAUUCAGACGCUGCAGCUGUUAAAACAACUCCAGCGUCCACCAGAGUACCAUACAAGAAGAUUACACAUCAAGAGUUGCCUAGUGUUGGUGAAGGUAUUAUGGAACUCAUGAAAUCUGAUAAAAGUCAGAUUGAUGCUUUGAUGAAAGCUAUGCUCUCAGGGUUAGACAGGACAUACAAUGAAUUGAAGAUUCAUAGUUUGAAUAAAUACUGAGGAGAAUCAAGACCAGUUUGUGUAUUUCUUUCAAGAAAAAUUGAAGAGGAAUAAGGACAGUAUAUUAGUAAUUAGUAUGUGAAUUAGUAUCUAUUUUACCAUAUAAAUAUAUAAUAUACUGAUAUCAUUUAAAAA